AUGGACGACAUCAAGUGCAACAGUCUCAAGUGUCGCAAGUCACUGCAACUUGAGGUUCGUCCCUGGCCCUCACUGCCCGCUGGCUGCGCUCGGGCAUGACUCGGGAGCGAAAGUCGUCGCCUCCACUUCGAUGCCUGCUUAUUGAUCGAGCUCGAUACCAAUCUCCCUCUGAUUUACUCGUGCAGGGAACGUGAGUACGAUGAAUCGUUGGUGGUAUUGGUCUAGGGUAAAGACGCGAGCGUUGAUGACUCGCUCGCCCAUCACUCCCACAACCGCGAUCCUGGCCGCCCUCUCGUCUGAUCGCGCCACGGCCGUGACAUCAUUCACGCGUCGACCCUUCACCAAAGCGCCGUCGUCACAACUUGGUAGGCGCCGUCCAUAUCUUUAGCUCGAAAGACUGUAGACUUCGCCUCACGCGAUAUGAUUCUUUCAGCUCUCACAUCUUUUGCGUCGAAUGCGCCAACUCGCUUUUUUCGGUGCCCCAGAUUUGCCCGGCGUGCGACACGGCGCUGCCCGAUGCCGACGACGUCGUACAAACAACCCUCAACCCACCCGACAGCUACAAGACCUCCGUCCUCUCGGGUCUCCACCCCAGCAUCAUCCUCGACGUCGCUUCUCGUGCACUCAACUUUCACACCUAUCAGACGCAGCAAGAGGCGGCCUUCCAGGCGCUCGUCACCCGCAACACUCAGGAGGUGAAGUCGCCGAAAUGCUCCAACUCUCGGUCACCGACUCGUCAAUGCAGGACAUCACAGGCUGACCUAGAGUCUGCGACUGUUGUUGAAAGAGAAUCGCAGUGCUUGAGAAUCAGAUGUCUUCGAUCAUGCGUGAUGCCAACUCUGAGAUCACACUCCUGAAGGAGAAAGUCGCCGGUAUGUAAUGUCUUGAGCCGAAGCAAGCAGUGCUGUAUUUAAUGAGUGAUGCUUAUACUGCCAUCUCUCCAUCGAGUAGAGACCGAAAGGGACCUCGAGUUGGAACGUCGUCGCAUCCGAGACUUGCACGAGACCCACAAAGCCAAUGCCAAAGCCUACAAUAAACUCAAGGUGCGAAUAGCCAGGGCCAGGCCACCGAGAAGGGUUGAAGGAUUAAUCUUAUAUCGUAUCACACUCUACCCUUUCAGGCUCAAUACGACAAAGAGAAGCAACGCAACCUUCUGCCGUCGAGUGAACGACAUCCUUCAAACACGUUCGAAGCUGCCGCAGCGGCGAUCGCGGGCAACACGUCAGGGGCUCGUCAACCCUUCGCCGCGAUUCAAGACGCGGGCACGGCAACGCCAGCUCGCUCCCACAGUAGCUCAAGUAUCAUCUCCCAACCGGAUCGUGGCUGGUCCGCGAGUGCUCAGCGUAAUCAGUACGCCAGAAAUGCGCAGAAGUUGGGAGGUGGGGAUGCUGGCGCAGGGGGUGUGCCUUUUGCUUACAAUCCCGGCGACUCGGUCCAACGCCCGCGUAACACUUUCCAAGGGGAUCAUACCCAGCUCCACAACUCUAGUCACGCUCCUCAACAACUUCACAGAGCUGCGAUGAAAGAUCCAAGGCGGGGGACGAAUCCCAGCACGGGGUCCGGCUCGACGGGGUCCGACGGUGGAGGGAGGCAGGAUCACUUUGCUCAGGCGUUCCAGGGCCAAAACUCAGCAAGAGAAGCAGGACAGCACAAGAUGACUGGCAUUAGAAGUCGCGCAGUGGAAGAAAAUUUGCCUCAGUUCCUUGGACAACCGUUGCCCUCGCCUCGCGGUGGAACUGGCGGAGGAGGUCAGCCUGGCCAGAAACUCAAGGGUGGUCAGUGCAUUGGAUUCUUCACCUGGUGAUUUGUCCAUAUAUUGUGGCUCACACUUUGCCUCCCACAAACAAUCUAGGUUCGCUAUUCCGUCCUGCCCCAACUUGACUUAGCCCUCGGAAAACGACUCCCAUGACUCCCAAAUCGGGACCGGCGCCUGCUGGAGCACGUGAGGAUAAUGCUUGA
Microbotryum saponariae is the source of this 1959-nucleotide messenger RNA. The record is from the annotation of a GenBank genome assembly. Lineage: Eukaryota; Fungi; Basidiomycota; Microbotryomycetes; Microbotryales; Microbotryaceae.